Messenger RNA from Capsicum annuum, 1259 nucleotides. Its product is annotated as ras-related protein RABA1f. The transcript has 2 exons. NCBI's taxonomy places the organism in Eukaryota, Viridiplantae, Streptophyta, Magnoliopsida, Solanales, Solanaceae. The record is from RefSeq and is a predicted model, not a curated record. Gene Ontology annotation, cellular component: endosome. Bases 275 to 928 code for a protein of 217 amino acids. Gene Ontology annotation, molecular function: GTPase activity; GTP binding.
AUUGAAAACUUCUUUUCAAAUUAUGACGAAUUUUGAAAUGUAUUGAACAGGAAAAUCAGAGACUUAAGGAGGGGUUUUCUACUCUAAUUAGUAGUACUAGAAAACAAGUUGAAAUGGUACUGACAAAUCCUUUUGAAUAAAUCUCUCUCUCUCUCUCUCUCUCUCCUUUUUAAAAAGCGGUGCUCCCUUCACAUCUCUCUCUCUUCCUUCUCCAAAUUUUCAUCGUACUCCGUGCCCCCACCGCCCCCCAAAAAAAGUUUUUUCCUCUUCAAAAAUGGGGGCAUACAGAGCGGAAGACGAUUACGAUUACUUGUUCAAAGUAGUAUUAAUCGGUGAUUCUGGUGUGGGUAAAUCAAACCUGCUUUCCAGAUUCAGUCGCAAUGAGUUCAGCCUUGAGUCUAAGUCCACCAUCGGAGUUGAAUUCGCUACAAGGAGUAUUCAUGUUGAGGAUAAAGUUGUUAAAGCUCAGAUUUGGGAUACUGCUGGUCAGGAACGAUAUCGAGCUAUCACUAGUGCUUACUAUCGAGGAGCUGUUGGUGCAUUGCUGGUUUAUGAUGUCACUCGUCAUGUGACUUUCGAGAAUGUAGAGAGAUGGUUGAAGGAGCUCAGAGAUCAUACUGACUCAAACAUUGUCAUAAUGCUUGUGGGAAAUAAGGCAGAUUUGCGUCACUUACGAGCUGUUUCCACCGAGGAUGCCAAGGCAUUUGCUGAGAAGGAGAGUACUUUCUUUAUGGAAACAUCUGCUCUGGAAUCCAUGAAUGUGGAGAACGCCUUCACGGAAGUGCUCACACAAAUAUACCGUGUCGUGAGCAAGAAAGCUCUUGAAGCGGGAGAUGACCCGGCAGCAUUGCCUCAGGGGCAGACCAUUAAUGUUGGAAACAAGGAUGAUGUUUCAGCAGUAAAGAAAGUUGGGUGCUGUUCCGCGUAAAACAAGCUCUAUUCCAACUUUUGAGCUUCAAAUUUUCUUGUAGCAGUGUUACUUCUCCUAUUGAAUAGACCAAAUGAAUCGUUAGCCGUGAGAGGCUGAGAGCUUUAGUUUUCUCGUGCUCAAGUAUGGAUUGGAGCUACCCCUCCCACACACCCAUCUUUCCUCGAGUUCCUCAACAUUCUUUAUCCUUGUCUCUAUGUUUGUCUUAGCUUAAGUGUAUGAUUGUAGUAUAGCUUCUUAUGGAUGUCUUGGAUAGGGUGUACUGUGAUGGCAACGAUUGAACCAAGACUGCUGCACUAGAUUUAUCAAACCAUUCAUAUGUUUUUUCCAA